UCGAAGGCUCCGCCCCAACCAACCGUGCGCGGCGCAAGGAGAGCAUCUCAGCUCCUCAGCUGGCCAGUCUUGAUUGGGGUGAUGAAUAUGAUCCGACCUCUGUCCACCUUGGCAAGAUGGAACAUCUCCGGUCGCUGGGCAGUGUCUAUUAUCUUGUUUAUGGAACCGAGACCUUCCUACACAAUCACUAUUGUUUAAGUCUCUUGCAGCGCUUUGAGGACAUCAAAACUCUUUCCCUGAUGCUGGCAUAUCCACGGGAUUUAGAGAACUAUCAAUACUUGAUGGAAGACAUGAUAGUGCUCCCUGACAUUACAGUUUUGUGCUUGAUGGUAAUCACAAAUGGACAUGCCUUUGGGUCCAGCGUGUUCCAUGUUCUCAGAUUGUGCACUGGUAUAAGAAGGUUGAUAUUGGACUUACCUACUAGUAGUGGCUCAGAGGUCCAAACUGUAUGCUCAUCAGAUUGCAUAUGUGAUCAACCAGCAGACUGGGAAACCGAGGAACUCCUGUUGAAUCAUCUCGAAGAAGUAGAAAUCACUGGAUUGAGAGGAUCUGAACAUGAAUUUGCUUUUGUGAAACGACUUUUCAAUUGGGGGACAAAGCUUAAAGAGAUGAGAGUAACUUUCUAUCGUUCAACCUCUGAAAUCAAGGCCAAGGAGUUCUACGAAAUAUAUCAGAGUUUCUCUAGGCCCGAAGUAUGCUUGAAACUUUACCUGUAUCGGAACUUAAGUGUGGUGUCAUAUGCACCUGAGGACUAGCACACCAGGUUGUCACUUUAGAACUUAGGCACCCUUUAUGGUUUCUGAUUUCUUGUUGUGAACCAUGCUGUAUGAGAGCAUCAAAAUGCUAGCAGAUUAGAAAAAUAUUGAGAACCA
Messenger RNA from Sorghum bicolor (sorghum), 872 nucleotides. RefSeq lists its product as uncharacterized. The transcript is spliced from 3 exons. The record is from RefSeq and is a predicted model, not a curated record. NCBI's taxonomy places the organism in Eukaryota, Viridiplantae, Streptophyta, Magnoliopsida, Poales, Poaceae. Bases 117 to 755 code for a protein of 212 amino acids.